Molecule: messenger RNA, 3957 nt
Organism: Leptopilina boulardi
Lineage: Eukaryota; Metazoa; Arthropoda; Insecta; Hymenoptera; Figitidae
Gene: jar
Product: myosin heavy chain 95F
Exons: 21
Coding region: 134-3874 (1246 amino acids)
Biological process (GO): actin filament organization; endocytosis; vesicle transport along actin filament
Cellular component (GO): actin cytoskeleton; endocytic vesicle; myosin complex
Molecular function (GO): microfilament motor activity; actin filament binding; ATP binding
Source: RefSeq, a predicted model, not a curated record
UUGUCGAGUUUUAACGAAGUGAAAAAGCGCCUUUUCAAGUCAGUCAAGUGCGGGUUUGCGCGCUGUGUGUUUCGUUCGUUUUAUGUUUGGUGAUUAAUUCUCUCCUUCAUCCGGUUAACAGAAAAUCGGAAAAAUGGAGAACCAGCAGGUCUGGGUGAGGGAUUCCCAGGAGGGUUUUAUUAUUGGAAAAUUCGUUGACAUGGUUGACGGUGAUGCUCUUAUCGUUCCACUGGAUUCAAAAUAUCCUCAACGUACUUGUCCUCUGGAUGAGGUUUUUCCUGCUGGAGAAUACACCAAAGAUGUCGAAGACAAUUGUGCCUUAAUGUAUCUGAACGAAGCGACUCUUUUAAAUAAUAUACGAACUCGUUAUUUCAAAGAUAGAAUAUACACGUACGUCGCUAAUAUUUUAAUCGCUGUGAAUCCUUACUACGAGGUCAAGGAUCUUUAUUCACCUCGUACAAUUAAGGCAUAUCAGGGAAAAUCUUUGGGGGAAACGCCUCCACAUGUUUUUGCCAUUGCUGAUAAAGCCUUCAGAGACAUGAAAGUGCUGAAACAAUCACAGAGUAUAAUUGUUUCCGGAGAAUCGGGAGCUGGAAAAACUGAAUCGACAAAAUAUCUUCUUCGAUAUCUGUGCGAUCUUUGGGGAUCGACGGCUGGACCCGUUGAACAAAAAAUUCUCGAUGCCACACCAGUUUUAGAAGCGUUUGGUAAUGCAAAAACAAAACGUAACAAUAAUAGUUCACGAUUUGGAAAAUUUAUGGAAGUUCAUUUUGAUGCCAAAUGUCAAGUUGUGGGCGGUUAUAUUUCUCAUUAUUUAUUGGAAAAAUCACGUGUUUGUUUACAAAGUUCAGACGAAAGGAAUUAUCAUGUUUUUUAUAUGAUGUGCGCUGGUACAUCACCUGAACUUCGUGCAAAACUUGGUAUAACAAAACCCGAUGAUUUUCAUUAUUUACGUAAUGGAUGCACGCAAUAUUUUUGCAAUAAUUCCUCGGAGAGGAAAAUUAAUAACGCGCAAAAAAGUCGUGAUCAAAUUGAAAAGGGAAGUCUUCAGGAUCCAAUUCUCGAUGAUGUUGAAGGAUUCGCUGCAAUGGAUCAGGCGCUAUCUCGAUUAGGCAUUUCCGAUGUGGAAAAAAUGGAGAUCUACACAAUGGUGGCAGCGGUUCUUCAUCUUGGAAAUAUCACCUUUGAGGAUAAUCCGGAGGAUACGAAAGGCGGUUCGAGAAUAACUGCUAAUUCAGAAAAAGCUGUUUUAUUCUCCGCUAAAUUAUUGUCAGUGGAUCCUGAGGAAUUGCGACAAUCUCUCGUUUCAAAAGUCAUGCAAACGAGUCGAGGCGGAAUUAAAGGAACUGUCAUUAUGGUUCCCUUAAAAGUUUACGAGGCUAACAAUGCAAGAGACGCUCUCGCAAAAGCCAUUUACAGUAAACUAUUCGAUCACAUUGUUGCUCGGAUAAACAAAAGUAUUCCAUUUAAGGCUUCUAGUUACUAUAUUGGUGUUCUCGAUAUUGCUGGAUUUGAAUACUUCAAAGUGAACAGCUUUGAGCAAUUUUGCAUUAAUUAUUGUAACGAGAAACUUCAACAAUUCUUCAAUGAAAGAAUUUUGAAAUUCGAACAGGAACUUUAUGCCCGAGAAUCUCUUAAUGUUCCAAAAAUUUCCUAUGUUGAUAAUCAGGACUGCAUUGAUCUCAUUGAAUCGAAAAAUACUGGCAUCUUCAGUUUACUUGACGAGGAAUCAAAAUUGCCAACGCACAGUUUUUCCCAUUUCACCAGUGAAGUUCAUCGAACUUGGAAUGGUCAUUUUAGAAUUACUUUGCCUCGAACUUCAAAAUUGAAAGCGCACCGUGAACUUCGCGACGACGAGGGAUUUGUUAUUCGUCAUUUUGCUGGCGGUGUUUGCUAUCAAACGAAUCAAUUUAUUGAAAAAAACAAUGACGCUCUUCACGCAUCACUUGAGGGUUUAAUACAAGAAAGUGAAAAUAAAUUUCUACGUACACAAUUUGCGAAUCAUUCUAGUCAAAAGGGAAAAUUAACAUUCAUCAGCGUUGGUAGUAAAUUUAAAACACAAUUAGGCGAAUUAAUGGACAAACUUAAAAGCAACGGAACGAAUUUCAUUCGUUGCAUUAAGCCAAACAAUGAAAUGGUCAGUCAUCGUUUUGAGGGGAACAAUAUUUUGGGACAAUUACGAUGUUCAGGAAUGACUUCCGUUUUGGAAUUAAUGGAACAUGGUUAUCCAAGUAGAGUUCCGUUUCAGGAACUUUAUAAUAUGUACAAAUCGUAUUUGCCACCAGAAUUGGCAAAAUUGGAUCCUCGAUUUUUUUGUGAGGCUCUGCUUCAUAGUUUGAAAUUAAAUAAAAAAGAUUUCAAAUUUGGAAUUACUAGAGUAUUUUUUAAACCGGGGAAAUUUGCCGAAUUCGAUAAAAUUAUGAAAUCGGAUCCAGAAAAUUUACAGAAACUUGUGGCGAAUGUAAAAAAAUGGCUAUUAAAGUCACGUUGGAAUAAAAUGCAAUUUUGCGCUCUAUCUGUGAUAAAACUAAAGAAUAAAAUUAUCUAUCGUCGAAAUCAUUUGAUUGUUAUUCAAAAAACGGCACGAAUGUACAUUGCUAAAAAGCAACAUCAACCACGAAUAAAGGGAAUUGCAAAAAUACGAAAUUUAACGAGUCAAUUGUCAAGAAUGGAGGAGACUUCGAAACAAUUAAAAUCUGCUAAGGAGAAAAGUAUCAAUGAUAUCAAAACGCUGCAGACUGAAUUAAAUACUGCAAUGCAAAAAAUUAAGAAAAAUCCAAAGAUCACAGCAAUGGAAAUUGAUGCUACUUACACGAAUUUAGUGAAUCAAGUGAAUAAACAAAUGGCGGCACUUCAAGAUAUGGUUAAACAGCAAAAAAUAGCUGAAGAACAAGAGAGAUUGAGAAAAAUCCAAUUGGAAAUGGAAAAAGAGAAACGAAAAAAAGAGGAGGAGGAGCAGAAGAAACGAGAGGAGGAAGAUAAUCGAAGGAAGAAACAUGAAAUUGAAAAUAGAAGAAAAAUUGAAGAAGAAGAAAGACGAAGACAAGAAGCGGAAGAUCUUAAAACUGCUGCCGCUCUUCAAGCACAAUUAGAAAAAGAGGCAAUAGAAGAAAAUCAUUUCCGUGAGAUUUUAGAACAAGAAAGAAGAGAUCAUGAACUUGCACUUAGACUUGCUCAAGAAUCAAAUGGUCAAGUUGAAGAUUCUCCACCAUUGGCACGAAGCGCUCCUGAUUCACGAGUAACAACAACAAGCAACAAUAGACUUAUAAGAUCAGAGCAGGUUCGUAAUCAUCAAGCAGCAAUGGCGAACAAAAAAUACGACCUGUCCAAGUGGAAAUAUUCAGAAUUACGAGAUGCCAUUAAUACAUCGUGUGAUAUUGAAUUACUUGAGGCAUGUCGACAUGAAUUUCAUCGUAGACUAAAAGUUUAUCAUGCUUGGAAAGCAAGAAAUAAAAAACGCACGACAAUGGACGAAAAUGAACGAGCGCCAAGAUCAAUUAUGGAAGCAGCAAAGACACCCCAUUCGCCUUUAAAACAACCGAUCCUUGAAAUUUCGCAAAGAUUCUUCAGGAUUCCUUUUGUUCGUCCUCCGGCAGCUGGACAAUCUGAUAAUCCAAACAGUGGAGGGAAAAGAGGCUGGUGGUAUGCUCAUUUUGAUGGACAAUAUGUUGCAAGACAGAUGGAACUUCAUCCCGACAAACCACCAAUUCUUUUAGUUGCCGGCAUUGACGACAUGCAAAUGUGUGAGCUGAGUCUGGACGAGACUGGUUUAACAAGAAAACGUGGAGCUGAAAUCUUGGAGCAUGAGUUUAAUCGUGAAUGGGAACGUCACGGUGGUAAACCAUACGUGAUACCUGGAGAUCGGAAAAAAUAAAUCUUACAUCAACAUUUAUCAGGUCCUGUUUAUCAGUUUUCAUUUUUUCUUUUUUUUUUUUUUUUUUUUUUUUUAUUUUUAAA